CAACCCCCUCCCAAUCUCCGCCCUCCUCAACCCUGCCCCCAUCCCCACCCGCCCCACCCGCGCCGCCGCCAUCGCAGGGGUAGCAGCAGCAGCAGCAGCAGCAGCAGCGCCCACCCCCACAACCGGCGACGAGGACGAAGAGGGGUAUGACGCAGCCGAAAUGGCCCAAGAGGAGCUGGCGGCACUUGAGGAGGAGGAGGGACACUGGCGGGCGUUGGGCAAGCUGGUGAAGGAGACGUGCAGCUCAACCACAUGCCAGGCAAUGAGGGCGCACACUACGCCACUCUUCGACGCUCAUCGAGCGCGCCUCGCAGCUGCGAAACAGAGCGCAGAGACGGUGCGGGCAUUUACACCCGCCUCCGACGACGCCGAUGAUGAUGAUGAGGAGUAUACGUCGAUGGAGAGCCUCCCACACUCGGAGUCCGUGUCGUCAUACGGAUCUACAUCUGGUGGCGACGAGACAGCGGGCUCCGAGUUGUGGGAGGAGGAGGAAUACGCGUUUGCGUGAGGGCGUCAGCUGUGUCCUGCGGCGGAGGCAGGCGAUCCAUUUUUGUUCUCGGCGAAGAUCUGAGAGGAAGGUGUUCCAUUUUUGUUUCGGUGCAGCGGGUAGUACGUUACCCGUGAGGAAGUGAACUCGACAUUAUAUGAUCAGACCCAAGCCCCCGGGCCUAUUGUCAGACGCCUGUU
Messenger RNA from Fimicolochytrium jonesii, 687 nucleotides. RefSeq lists its product as uncharacterized. The record is from RefSeq and is a predicted model, not a curated record. Bases 161 to 508 code for a protein of 115 amino acids. The transcript has 2 exons. NCBI's taxonomy places the organism in Eukaryota, Fungi, Chytridiomycota, Chytridiomycetes, Spizellomycetales, Powellomycetaceae.